Messenger RNA from Funneliformis mosseae, 169 nucleotides. Lineage: Eukaryota; Fungi; Glomeromycota; Glomeromycetes; Glomerales; Glomeraceae. The record is from the annotation of a GenBank genome assembly.
AAAUCAAAGGUAAUGUUGAUGAAGAUAUAAAAAGGAAAAUUUUGAUCCAUUGCAGUGAAAGCGUUCCAAAAGAAAUUCCAUUUCAUCAAACUUGUUUUGUCGUUGAGCCUUUUAUAAGCUUGAUAAGGCGGUUUUUUACAUCCUCAACAGGUGGACAAACCCAUAAGAA